Molecule: messenger RNA, 3573 nt
Organism: Vespula vulgaris
Lineage: Eukaryota; Metazoa; Arthropoda; Insecta; Hymenoptera; Vespidae
Gene: Chsy
Product: chondroitin sulfate synthase 1
Exons: 6
Coding region: 386-2863 (825 amino acids)
Cellular component (GO): Golgi cisterna membrane
Molecular function (GO): glucuronosyl-N-acetylgalactosaminyl-proteoglycan 4-beta-N-acetylgalactosaminyltransferase activity
Source: RefSeq, a predicted model, not a curated record
GUCCCGUUCGUUCAGUCGCGAUCGUGGUGGCAUCCUGUUCGUAGUAUGUGUUCGUUCUACCACGAUUCUCACACGCGACCAGUUUCUACUACGUACGAGUACGCGAGCUCUCCUUGCAAGCAUGAGCCAGGGUAACUUUACCACGGUAUAUUCUUUUAACGUGCAAAUUCUCAUUCAUGUGGAUUCUUUCGUAAUAUUUAUCGUAUCAUCAAACAUCGAACUAGCUUGACUACUACAAACAAGUAAAAUUGACAAUGGGCUCAUCGAAAGAGAGGCAGCAUCAUCCAGAAGCUGCAGCGAUUAAGAUAGCCAAACGAAGAUCGACGACGUGGAGGAGAACGAUGAUGAACCGAGACGGAACUAGACGAAUCCCGGAAGAGAGUGAAUGGGAGAGGUGACGUAUCGUUCAGCGAUGCGCAAGAGACGUGGCCUGGCCAGUGCCGUUCUGGGCCUGACGGUGGGUCUCGUGUUUGGCCUUCUGAUCGGUGGUUAUCGGAUACUCGUGUCAAACAAUCUUCAGCGAUCUGGUUGGCCGUCCUCCUCAUCAUUCUCGACAGUUUCUCCUACACCGAGAAGUUUGAUACUAGAACCGACGGUGCGAAAUAUGCCAAAAUUGUCGGAUGACGAACGUAUCAACAGUUCUUCCGGUAGUCUGGUCUUUGUCGGUGUUAUGACAGCAAAGAAAUAUCUCGAUACGAGAGCUAAAGCUGUUUACGAGACUUGGGGUAAAGAAUUACCAGGUAAAAUAGCCUUUUUCUCGUCGGAAAGUUCAACCGUGCCAGAAAAUUGUCCUGACCUACCAUUGGUACCGCUUCCCCGGGUUGACGAUAGUUAUCCACCACAAAAGAAGUCCUUCAUGAUGCUGCAAUACAUGUGGAACCAUUAUGGCGAUCGUUUCGAAUGGUUUUUUAGAGCGGACGAUGACGUUUAUGUCAGAACCGAUCGUUUAGAGAAUUUUCUUAGAUCCGUCGAUUCAAGGAAACCUAUGUAUAUCGGGCAAGCCGGUAGAGGUAAUUCUGAGGAGUUUGGAUUACUUUCUCUCGAAUACGAUGAAAACUUUUGCAUGGGUGGCCCCGGUGUUAUUCUCUCGAGAGAAACGCUUAGAAGGAUAGUUCCUCAUAUCAAGUAUUGCCUGAAACAUCUUUACACCACCCACGAGGACGUCGAGUUGGGUAGAUGUGUUCAAAAGUAUGCUGGGAUUCCUUGCACUUGGAGCUAUGAGAUGCAAUCAAUCCUUUAUCAUAAUAGCAGUGGAGAUCAGGCGUUUACGGGUAAUCUCAAGAGAAAAGAAGUACAUCGUGCCAUUACUUUACAUCCUAUAAAAACUUCUCCGUACAUGUAUCGACUUCAUAAUUAUAUGAGGGGAUUAAAAGUACAAGACGUGCAACAAGAAAAAAUCAAAUUGCAAAGAGAUAUCUAUACGAUGACAAAAGAAUUGAAUAUAAAUCUCGAUCAUUUGAAAUAUUAUCAAGUGGCUGAUGCUGUACCGCUCUUCCCUGUCAAUCCUUAUUCUGAGAACUAUCCUGGCGACACCGAGAUAUUAGGUGUUCCUCUUGGACUUCGUACCUUUAAACCAACUAUAAGCGACGAAGUCAUCCCUUGGGAUUUCAUUUCGAAGUCGGAAUAUAGCUUGGCCGAUUUCAAUCCUAGAAGACGAAUCCACAGUGACAUUAAAGAGGGUCUGGAGGAUAUUACUAGGGAAGUAAUGGCUUCUAUAAAUGCCUGUUCGAGACAACGUGGUCGAGUAGUCGACGAACGGUCUGCUCUUUACGGUUACAGAAGAGUGAACUCCUAUGGCGCUGACACAAUUUUAGAUCUACUUCUGGUCUAUCGUAAAUAUAGAGGCAAAAAAGUCACUUUGCCAGUUAGAAGACAUAUUUAUCUUCAUCAACAUUUUACCGGAUUAGAAAUACGAGAAGUGAUAAAUGGCGAGGGAUUUAAGGAAGAUGAUCAAGAAAACGAGGAAAGAUCUGUACAAAAUCUUUCACAUGGAAGAUUCCUGGAUUCAAAUUCCAAAUCUCAGAAAAAUGUGAAUAUCGUUCAAAAAAAAAUCAUACAUUUCAUAUUACCCUUGUCCGGACGAUAUGAAGUAUUUCAAAGAUUUUUACAAAAUUACGAAGAGGUGUGCUUAAUGACUAAUGAAAAAACGGAAUUAUUGGUAGUAUUAUAUCAGCAUAAACUAGAGGAUACAUUGAACAAAACGAUAGAUUUGAUCGAACAAUUGAAGUACAAAUAUCGCAGUGCUAGUAUCAACGUAAUUUUAGGCUCUGGAGAAUUUUCAAGGGCUAAUGCUCUUCACGAAGGAGUUACUAAAAUGAAAGACGAAAGUUUAUUAUUCUUCAUUGACGUAGAUAUCGUUUUUACAAGUUCUGCUCUACAUCGUAUACGAUUAAAUACAUUAAUGAGUAAGCAAAUUUAUUUUCCUAUAGUUUUUAGUGAAUACGAUCCAAAGAUCGUUUAUGAAAGUUCAAAGAAACAUGACAAAUAUGUUAUUACGGAAAUUGCUGGUUAUUGGAGGCAAUUUGGUUUUGGUAUUGUAUCAUUAUAUAAGAAGGACUAUGAUGUCGUUGGUGGGUUUGAUUUAUCGAUUCGAGGUUGGGGUAAAGAGGAUGUAGUAUUUUUUGAGAAAGUCGUUAAAUCAAAGAUAAAAAUUUUUAGAGCAGCUGAUAAAAAUUUGAUUCACGUGUUCCAUGAUGUCGAGUGUGGCAAAGAACUCUCUGAUACGCAAUUAUCAAUGUGUAUGGGUACUAAGGCUGACACUUAUGCAGGACUCGAAACACUCGCUAAGAUUAUUUAUGAAAAUCCUGAAUACUUAAAAUUUGCCAAGGAAAAACGAUUAAAAUUAACGAAGGCUGGAUCUUAAUACUAAUAAGCCAAAAAUAACAAAAACAAAUAAUAUAUAUAAUAAUAAUUUAUAUAUAUUAUUUCAAGAUAAUGUGUUCUAUUCACUGUUUUAAGUGUACAUACACAUUAAUUUAGUUUCUUCUUUUUUUUUUUUAUUUUUCAUUUACGCCAAAUAUAACUUUUAUUAUACAUUUAUAUGUAAAUGCCAUUAUUACGCGUAAUAUAUAAUCUUCAAAGUUAUUUUUAUACGUAUAUAUAAAAGAAAAACAUUAAAAUUUUACCGUACAAUUAGAUCAUAAUAUUUGUUACAAGCAUAAGUUAAUAGAAGUGUCGUCAAAGAGCGGAACUAUAAAAUAAUCGUAAUUUGACGAUAAAUAAAUAAUGAUGUUCCAUCCAUAGAACUUUCACAGAGAUCUUACAUUUAUAAGUGUACAUGAACUAUGAAGAAAUACAAAAUUACAAAGACAAUGUAACAAUGACGAUAAUACUCGUGACUAAUAAUAAGUGCACCUGAACGUGCUAUCGCUUUACGAAUGCAUUCAUUAUUUCAACAAGUAAUUGUGAUAUUAUUGUGCUUUUAUUUAAUUAUAGUAUCGCAAGUUAUUAUCAUAUAAGUAGUAUACUACAUAAUAUUAUUACGAUAGUAUAUGAUAAUAUAUUUUCUAUGUUAAUAUACAUUAUGUUAUCAAAUCGCUAUAUUGAAAAUAAAUAUAUAAAUAUUUUAAGUAA